AUGUUGUUUGUCUCCCACAAACUUGGAAUAAAACGCAAACUCCCGAUACUCCUUCUUACACUGACUCUACUGUCAAUCCUAUCGCUCACAACUGCGCAACAAGCUCUAAUUUCCUCCUUGACCUCGACAGCUACCCCCCCUAAACUCAAAGUUGAGGUAAAUACCCAAGCUGUAUCUCAAACUCACUUACCCAAGGUCGAACGUCAAUUCACUCAGGAUCAGCACACCUACAGGUCUAUCCAACAACCUUCACCAACAUACUUCUUAACUAACCCUGCACAUCCUGUUCCAACUGAAACGACUACUCAAAUCUUGUACUUAACUAUACCUCCUGCGCCUCCCGGACCCUCUCCAUUCCUACAUCCCUUAGCUAUCAUUCUCAUCCUCUGCUCGAUCUUAGGGUUCAUCUCUACACUUAUCUACCUACCAUUCGCCACAUUCGCCAUGUCGUCUUCUUCAUCAUCUGCUAAACCCUCUUCCUCUUCCUCUAAACCAUCUUCCUCAUCUUCGUCUUCUUCAUCACGUCCAUCAUCUUCAUCGUCCGGAUCGGGAAGUUCGUCCUCGUCCUCUUCGUCAUCUAAACCUUCUUCUGCUCCUCAGCCCCUUCCCACCAUCUCAGCAAACGCAUGGAUGUCUUUUUUCCUAUUUUGCUGCUUGGUCCUGAUCAUCCUCCAGGGUCCAUUGGGCUUGACUGGAGGGAACAUCCUCCCUUCUUUCUCUACCCUUCCUUCAUUUGGAUAUGGGUAUGGGUACGGGGUCAUGCCGGGUUGUGCAGGGAUGGUAAGUACCUAUGUACCUUGGUGUCAACAACAACCUGUGCCACAGACAGUUCAACAACCGUCUCAGAUCCAAGUACAGCAGGUGGUACAGAACACUCCUGGUAGUUAUGGGGUUGGUCCCGCCCCGAUGGCUGCUCCACAGUAUCAAAUGGGUGGACAAGGUGGGUUUGCAUCGCCCAAUGGCGGUGGAGGAUGGAGCUGGUAUAGUAAUGCUGGAUCGGUGGGCGGUCAAGUAGUGAGACAACAGCCAGGCUACUACCCUGCCCAGCAACGUACUGUCCAAUACCAACGUCCAGGCCUCCAAAUCCAAAUUGACAAUGCUCGAGGUGGUAAUGCAGCUGUGCCACAACAUGUUGCUCCUCAAUAUUACUAUAACACUUGUCCGACUUAUCAAUAUCAAAACCCAUAUCAAUACCGAUUACCUUAUGGAUACACCACAACUACGACCAAUCGAUGUACACCUUGGCAACCUUGGAAAUGCCAUUACCUACCCCCCAUAUUCGCUUAUGCCCAUUCAUUGCCUGCACCUUCAAUUCCCAACGGUAAUGGAAUGGACAUUCAUAUAGGUGGCGGUGCUAACGUGAAUAUCCAAAGUCAACAUGUCGGAUCUGGUGCAGUGAUACAGCCUCGACCUGUACAGUCUAUACCUGCUUUGCCCGUUACCCCCCCACCUCAACCUGUUCUCCCGCCUCCCUCAGCAAUGGCUAGCAUAUCCAACCUCGAAAAUGCCUUUUAUCCUUUAUUAGUUGGAGCCAUAGCGUUAUUGGUAGUAUUCGAUUAUGCCUCGUAA
Messenger RNA from Kwoniella botswanensis, 1569 nucleotides. RefSeq lists its product as uncharacterized. The coding region runs from base 1 to 1569 and encodes 522 amino acids. The record is from RefSeq and is a predicted model, not a curated record. Lineage: Eukaryota; Fungi; Basidiomycota; Tremellomycetes; Tremellales; Cryptococcaceae. The transcript has 4 exons.